Molecule: messenger RNA, 6731 nt
Organism: Seriola aureovittata
Lineage: Eukaryota; Metazoa; Chordata; Actinopteri; Carangiformes; Carangidae
Product: KIAA0319-like ortholog
Exons: 26
Coding region: 1025-3961 (978 amino acids)
Cellular component (GO): plasma membrane; cytoplasmic vesicle
Source: RefSeq, a predicted model, not a curated record
AGAGAAGCGACGCUACUUUAUGUUUGAGGUCAAGAAAGUAGAUUUUACUCGUUUCCUGCCACCGGAAGCCUCAUAUGUCACUCGAACUGGCUUGACAUCGGGCACACAGGCACAUCAGCUGUACAAGCAAAAGGAAUACUGACCCAAUUUAUUGUACCCGGGACAACAACCUCGACGACACAACACUUCACAGCGACCGACCGAAGUGAAAGCCUGUACCAUUUUCUGUUAAUCCACCAGAAGAAACAGUGCGUGGGACUUGGUAUCCACCAACCUGUCUGCCUAGAAGCCAAUACAACUAUUGACUCCUGCAACUGAGAGAGAGGAAGAGGAGGAAGAAACGACCAAAGAGAGAGAGAGAGAGAGAGAACUUGUCCUCCCUGGAUAUAAGUGGUUUUUGGUCACAGAGAUCAUUGUUCUGCAAAAGCCUCUCAAGGGAGAAGAACCCAUUGAAAAGCCUGUAAUGGCUGAGCUGUCAUCAGCCCAGGUGACCGAGUGCACCUGAGCAUUGCUGCUGUACAGACUCAAAGUCACCACCAGCCUCUGGGCAUUUACUGCGCAGUAAAAAAGGAAAUCAACACUGCUGCGACUUCAGCAAGAAGGAGAAACGUGACUGAAUCCCUCACUUUUUUUUUUUGUCUGGAUUAUUUUUACCUGGAGAUUUUUUCAGUUCAUUUUAUUUAGGUGGCUUACCUGGGAUAAAAAAACAAGUGCAGGAGGACAAAUGACUAUUUGUGGAGUUAGGACUGUCUGAGCUGAGCUGCUUUGGCUCAAGCAUCAACGAGCAGGAAUGCAAAUUCACAUAUGGAAGCAGAAUAUACAGCAUAGUGUUUGAGCAGCUGAGCCUGUGAAGGCCCCUGAGGCGGCCAUGUUGAAUCUUUUUCUCAGAGUGCUGGUGUUGACCCGUCUUCACCCAUCACCUCACAUCACCUCGCUGCCAACCUAAGUCCUCGCUGCCCCUCUCUUCCUGCAUCUCUUUAUUCCACCUCCUGGCUGGGAGAAAGGUCUUUGGUCUUUGAGGAAAAUGUCCUAUGCACACCACAAGCUGCUCACCUGGAGCUUACCUCACCUCCUCCUCCUACCGCUGACCUACCUCUGGCUCUUGGGUCCUACCACAGGUGUGUCAGCAGAUCUCUGCCGGGUGACUGGCGGGGUGCUGGGGAUCCACUGGAGCAGCAUCAUCAGCCUGGGUUGGCACCCUCUGGCAGACGGGAGAGGAGGGGCGACAUGUUGGGAGUCCUGCUGCCUAAAGCCGAGCUGCAACGCCGUGUGGAGCCUCGGUGGGCGCUGUGUGCUUCUUAGCUGCUCCCGGAAGAGGGGCUGCCCCAUCGCUUCCCUGCCACAGCCUCACCAGGAGUCCCUCGGCCUCCUUCAGCUGCUCUCCAAGGGUCCUGUCACAGCCAGACGUAGAAAGGCUCGUCAUGCACCACAUACAGGAAGCCACAGACCAAGCACAGGAUACCUUACCAGCACGGAAAAUCCUAAACUGGAAACAGCUCAUCCAACUCCAACUGUACUCAGCACCAUCACUCUUCUUCAGACAGCCCAAAAGAACCUGAGUCAGUCAACCAAUGGGAGUUCAGACACUGCUCCAGCUCCAUCACAACAAAACUCAACGGUGGAUGACACUGUUGAUACUCAUGCGUCUUCCAACAGCAGUGAUGUCAGCUCACCCACAGCAACUGAAACUGCUAUCAUCACAACUCCAACACAGGCUGUGAGGGAGCUGGUGGUGUCAGCAGGGAAGAGUGUGGAGGUUACAUUGCCCCGCAACGAGGUUGAACUCAACGCCUUUGUGGUCCCAACACCCCCGCCAGGGACAAACUAUGCAUUUGACUGGCGUCUGAUAACACAUCCCAAAGAUUACAGUGGAGAGAUGGAAGGAAAGCACAGCAAGACACUCAAACUCAGCAAGCUGACUGUGGGCCUGUAUGAGUUUGAGGUGACAGUGGACGGAGAGGGGGCUCAUGGAGAAGGUUACGUCAACGUCACAGUCAAACCAGAGCCGCGGGUAAACAAGCCUCCUGUUGCCAUAGUUUCUCCAAAGUUCCAGGGGAUCUCCUUGCCAACCAGCUCUACGGUGAUAGAUGGCAGCCAGAGCACUGAUGAUGACAAGGUGGUGGCAUGGCUCUGGGAAGAGGUCAAAGGUCCCCUGCGGGAGGAGAAGGUCUCUGCCGACACCCCCGUUCUCACCCUCACCAGCCUGGUGCCUGGGAACUACACAUUCAGUUUGACAGUGACAGACUCAGAUGGAGCCACAAACUCGACGCAGGCCACCCUCUGUGUCAACAAAGCCAAGGAUUACCGGCCUGUGGCCAAUGCUGGCCCUAACCAGGUCAUCCAGUUGCCACACAACUCCAUCACUCUGUACGGCAACCAAAGCACCGACGACCAUGAUUCCUUGUCUUAUGAGUGGUCCCUCAGCCCUGAGAGCAAAGACAAAGUGGUGGAGAUGCAGGGUGUACGGACACCAAUCCUGCAGCUGUCGGCAAUGCAGGAGGGAGACUACACCUUCCAGCUGACAGUGACAGACUCAGCUGGGCAGCAGGACACCACCAAGGUCACCGUCAUUGUGCAGCCAGAAAACAAUAAACCACCAGUAGCAGAUGCAGGACCAGAGAAGGAGCUGACGCUGCCAGUUGAUCGAACCACGCUGGACGGCAGUAAGAGCAGCGAUGACCAGGAGAUUGCCACUUACCUCUGGAAACAAACCAGUGGUCCUGCUGAUGUGAAGAUUGAGAAUGCAGACAGUGCUGUUGCCACGGUGACAGGUCUCGAGGUCGGCAGGUACGAGUUCACCCUGACAGUAACUGAUGAGAGGAAGCUGCAGAGCACCGACACUGUCACGGUCAUCGUCAGAGAAGAACUGGAUCAGCCACCAGUGGCUCAUGUUAUGUCGAGUCCACCCAUCUCUCUGCCUGUCAAGACUGCCACUCUGGAUGGAUCUCACUCAACCGAUGACAAAGGUGGAGUCAGCUACCUGUGGACCAGGGACGAUAGCAGCCCUGCUGCUGGGGAUGUACUGAACAACUCUGACCACCAGGCAGUGCUGUUUCUGGGAAACCUGGUGGAGGGCAAGUACAGCUUCAGCCUGACUGUAACUGACAGUAAAGGACAGACCAGCAUUGACAGGGGCACCGUGGAGGUCAAACCAGACAUGUGGGAACGUGACCUGGUGGAGCUGGUGUUGGAGGUCUCUGUAUCCCAGGUUUCGCACCGACAACGUGACAUGCUGCUGCGCCAGGUGGGGGUUUUACUGGGUGUGCUCGACAGUGACAUUAUUGUGCGAGAGAUCAGUGCGUUUAAUGAGCACAGUACUCGUUUGGUCUUCCUGGUGUCAGGCGGGCCGGGGCGCCCUCCUCUGUCUGGCCACAGUGUUGCACUUGGCCUUCGCAACAAACUGCGCAAACAGAAAAAUGACUUUCUCAUCUACAAGGCCCGACGAGUGGAUACAGUCAUCUGCCAGCUGAACUGUUCCAGCCACGGCGAGUGUGACUCGUUCACACGGCGAUGUGUCUGUCACCCUUUCUGGAUGGAGAACUUCAUCAGAGCUCAGCUUGGAGACGCAGAGAGCAACUGUGAGUGGAGCGUACUCUAUGUGACUAUAGCAUCCUUUAUGAUUGUGGUGGCUAUAGCAACAGUUGUCUGGGGGAUGGUGUGUUGCUGCAACAGGCGAAAGAACAAAGUGCGCAGAAGCAAAAGUCGAUAUAAGAUACUAGACGCUGACGAGCAAGAUAGUCUGGAGCUUCAACCGCAAAGAGCUGCCCGUAUGAAGCCGGUUCCCGCGCCCACCUCUUCUGCUCUCAUGCAUUCAGACUCUGACCUGGACAGUGAUGACGGGCAGGGUGGGGUCCCGUGGACAGAGCAGGAGCGCGGGCAUCUCCUGCGGCCCCAGAACGGCUCCCUGAGGAAUGGCCAGGGACCAGCCAGGGGCAAGAAGCAAAGAGAUGAGCUGCUAUAGCAAGAGAGGAGGGGGGAGCUCGCUGCUGCCCUCACACACCCCUCCUCCAGCAUUCACACCCCUCUGUUCCUCACUCUUCCUCUGUCUCCUCUGUUGUUGUUCAACACAAAAACCUCACACCUCUCAUCCUUGAAGACAGACUGUGUGACACCUGGAUUUAAUAAGAGGGAGAGAGGAGAAACAUGCUGGAAACAUGUUGUCCCACUGUCACUGAAAAAACACCACUAUACUGGAAUUUCCCUGAUCCCACACUGAGCCAAUAUGGAGAAAAAAACUACAAUUUCACUGAGAAUUAGGGGUAAGCACUGUGUUUUGAAUAGUUAAAAAAAAUAUAACAUAGACCCCUAUUAUUUAACACAGAGACAAAAAGAAUGUACUGUUACCCCUCUUACUGAUGGCACACGUUAGUUAGAGACUGUCGAAGAAAAGACUAGCCUGAGAGACACUUGACUUUCUGGAUUAAAAAAACAAAAACAAACUCUGCUUCAGUGACACGAAAACCAGCCACUUGACACGCUCACACCAUGCCUCUUGUAGACACGCAUGUACGCACACAAACACGUCACCUUCGCACUUGUUCCAGGUCAACCUGAUGCUACCAAACACUGCCAUGUUAAAACCAAUGGUUAACUCUGCUUGGAGAUUUUGUUCAUGACUCAUCUGAAGGAAAAAUGCAACCAAAACAGCCACCAACAGCAAUGGACGCUCCUCCAAAACAAAAAAAUAAAUAUGUGCAUGUAGAGUCAGAUUGUAUUUCCGGUACAACAUGAUACUGAGACGACUGCCUGCACGUUUGUGUGUUGGGUGUAUGUGUGGAUUUUUCUGGCUUCUGUGCCAAAAGAUGUUUCAUCAGAGCAGUUUGUAUGUUGGUUUUUAUGUCUGUUAUUACCCAAUUACAGACACUAUGUUGUCAGUCAUGGUGGUCAGAGGCAGAAGAUCUUUAAAAAAAAAAAAAAAAAAAGCAUCAUGCUUUUAUUCUGAAAGCUUCUCUGUGGAUUAAAUCGCUGGUACACACACACACACACACUGGAAAACACAAUGUUAAUGAGUUUGGUCUCCAGAGGGAAGAUAAUGAGGAGAAAGACGAAGUUCACAACACAACAAAGGGGAUGGUCAGGACACUGCUUCCUUCACCAAUUCAAUAUGAAUUAAUAUAACAACUGCUUGAACCAACCACUUAGUUUUUUUUGUGUUUGUAUGUUUCGUUUUUUUUUACAAACAACCUUUAUGCUGUGAUUAGGUGUCGAUGCACUUUGAUUUCAUGUUUGUCGGCUUCAGUCUCAUUUUGUCUCCUCGGUUGAAAAGGGUGAUCUAUGAUGGUUAAAGUUGGAAGUUCAGCCAUAAACACAGGACAUUUCUGCAUUCAGUGUUGUGAAAAACAUAAUUUCCUUAACUUAAAAGAUCAAAAGAGAAGGAGAUAUUUUAGCAAUCUUGAAUGCAGCUCGUGUCCAGAGCCACCUCAGUAAUUCUAACAAACCUGUAGGCCUGAGUGGACGGGAAGGUGUAAGCUUAACAUUUGUAAAUGUGGGACUACAGCAGUUUCAACUAAUAAGAAUCUGUUUGACUCCAAAUAGGAUGAAAUUUGUUCUCCCUUUGGCAAAUAUUCAAUUAGUUUAACUUGAUGAUCAAAACUUAGAUAUGAUAAUAUUGUGUUGUGCGUCCAGAACGACCUCACACUGUGCUAAAUCCUAAAAACAAAUCAUUUCUUCCCACAUACAGGAUAAGAUCAGAGGUUUAAAGUGAGCGGAGAUUGCCAUACAUACUUGAGUAACAGGACAUAGUAGGAAGGCUGUAAAAACACAGUAGAGACAGAAAAACAACUGAAUCUGCUGCAUCUAUUUCUUCUGCACAUCAGUAGUAAUUAUAGGUGUUUCUGUGCUGAGGGAAAACUUUAACCAAAUGACUCUUCCCUGUUACAUCUCGGUGUGCGUGAUCGCUGCUUUGCAUGCAGAAUGUGAAAUUGAUCUGUAAAGUCCACAUUUUGAGGCACUUUGUUUGGUUGUCGAAUGUUAUAAGGGUACGCUGUUAAUUCAGUUCAACUUGUACUCUGUGUGAAAUAAGCAAUCAUUUAAAAAAUAAGGCAAAAAAUGUCUGAUUCUUACUGUCAAGUCAUCUCAUGCUGAUGUCAGUUCUGCUGCACUAGUUUGGUCUCAGAGCACCCAGUGCACAUCAGGCCAGGGCAGAGAUUUUUUGUUUUUGUUUUUAAUAUUUAAUUCACACUUGCUGAAAUUUUCUGGCCAAUGUUGCCAACUUUUGUGAGGCAAACUAAAAUCAAGUGCACCCAAGUGCCAACUCUUUAAAAUGUCAUCUUUUGAACACUUUGAAAUAAUGUCGUAUUCUUCCCAGGUUUUUUUUUUUUUUUUUUUUUUUUUUUUGCACAUCAUAGGAAAUGGCUUUUGGCGUAAUUGCCAAGAUUUUAUUUCUUAUUUAGGUAUAUAACCUUUUCCCAAAAAUGAAAAAAACUUUCAAGGUGUUUUUAUACCUAUUUAACAAGACAAAAUUCUGCAUUUCUUCUGUUACAUGUGCAACAGUUGCCAGUCACAUUUGGGAUUUAUAGGAGUAAGUGAAAUGACCUCGACUCUGAUGGAGUCCACUGUGAAGGCAGAAGGAGAAAGGAGUAGCAACUGUUAAAUGAAGGGAGUUUAAUUUAAAAUGUUUUAAAUACAGUUUUAGUGAAGAAUUACUCCUUCAUUCUUUCUUUAUGUGAGACCAGACCUGAUGCAACUGGAUAAUCUGUACAUUAUAAUAAAAUGUUUCAGUUUGUUCUUGA